ACGAAGCCUCUCUCACUCUCACUCCCUUCCUGCUGCAUCAUCAUCAUCAUCAUCAUCAUCACAACAGCCGCUAGUAGCACCCUGUCUAAUUGCGGUGACCGGGGGACUGGAUAGUCAUAACUAAUUAGCAUAAUACUAACUCUAAACAUAACACUAGUUAACAUCACCAUAACAGAGUAAUCUACGGAAACCAUUUACAUUGAGCUACCCCCUUGGAACCGCUGGGACAUGGCCAGGCAAGAUCAGGUCCUGCUCUUGGAGCCACAGCACGAACUGAAAUUCCGAGGUCCCUUCUCGGAUGUGGUCAACACAACCUUAAAGCUCUCCAACCCCACAGACAGGAAUGUGUGCUUCAAAGUCAAGACGACAGCCCCGCGCCGGUACUGCGUCCGGCCAAAUAGUGGUGUCAUCGACGCCGGCACCUCAAUCAACGUCUCAGUGAUGCUGCAGCCUUUCGACUACGAUCCCAACGAGAAAAGCAAACACAAGUUCAUGGUGCAGUCCAUGUUGGCUCCCCCCGAAAUGACGGACAUGGAGGGAGUGUGGAAGGAGGCAAAGCCAGAGGAGCUGAUGGACUCCAAGCUGAGGUGUGUCUUUGAGCUUCCAGCGGAGAACGAGAAAACGCAUCAUGACUUGGACGCCAACAAGAUGAUGUCGUCCAACCUGCUCAAGUCGGAGUCAUCCACACUGUCCAUGAAGUCCAUGAGCUCCACCCUGGACGAUGGCGAGGUGAAGAAGAUCAUGGAGGAGUGUAAGAGGUUGCAGAUGGAGGCACAGCGGCUACGGGAAGAGAAUAAACAGAUCAGGGAAGACGAUGGCCUGCGGAUGAGGAAGAGCAGCAUGAUGUCCUCCCAGCACUCCUCCCACUCCAUGGUGAAAGAGGAGGGGCUGAGCCUGCGCACGGUGGCCCUCAUCGUGCUCUUCUUCGUGGUCGGAGUCAUCAUCGGCAAGUUGGUCUUGUAAGAGCGAGUGGCAAGCGAGAGACGGCCAACCGCAUGCUUUCAGGGGAUUGAAACAAACGACGGAUUUGGGAUUUUUGGUAUUCAGAAAUGCCAUAUCAAUGGGGAAGUUUUGAAAUCGUUCAUUUAUGUACUAAUAAAAAAAAGGAGAUACAAAAAAAAAUGUUAUGAACAAACCAACGAGAGAGUUAAAAAAGCAUAAUCAUUCUGGCCUUCCUCCCAAAUACUUGCACCACCGAUACAAGAUGACGAGUAGGAGGAAGAAAAAUGCAGAUCAUUAACCAGGUUUCCAUCCAACUUUUUUUUACGCGAGUAAAGUACGUUGGAUAAGUGUCACGACAAGCCGGAUGGAAACAGCAAAUUUGUCGGUAAACUUUCCAAAUGUCGACAAACCAAAAUACACUAGACAAGGUGGGAUCUUUUUGUGUCAGUGAGAAGGUGGUGGAGAUGCCUUUAUGCACAAAUAUUGAUAUAAUAACCAUCAUUUCGAAGUAAACAUGGAGUCACUCGAUGAUCUAGUAUGUGGUUCUCUGACUAUGACUCGGGAAAGCAUUCAGUUUAUUAGGCUACAGAUGAAAUAAGUUAUGAUGAACUUCACAGGGUGGUGAAAGUGCACGGUGACGAGCUUGAUGCUCCUUUCCAAUAAAUAGAGGGGGUCUUAUUCUGGUGACAUGAUCAUCGAUGCUUGGCUGCCGUAUGACAAAAAUAAUCUUGCUCUUUUGUCCAUAAUAAUCUCAUCAUGUAGUAAGCUUUACCCACACUAUCUGCAAGAUUUUGGCUAGACUGCACGUGCCAAGACCAGAGUGGGCACAUUCGCUAGGUUAUGUAAACGCAACAGUUUUUGUGACAAAACCAUCAGUAGAUUUGAAAAUGCGAUGGAAACCUAUUAAAAAAAAUAUAUAUGUACAGUAUAUUCGGUACAUGGGGAAUUUAACUGCAAAAGUUAUUUUUAUGUGCCCUAUGUCAUCAGCACAGCCUUUUAUCCGUCAAUUUGAUGGAAACAUCUCUGGUGGGAAAAUGUGCAUAAUUAUUUUUAUGGCGAUUUUAGAAUAUUCGCAUGAUUAUCUGUCGCCAAUUGGAUGGAAACCUAGCUAUUGAUAGUAAUUCAAAGCAAAGGAUUUUCUAAACACCGGUGGGUGCAGUUGAGUCAGUUUGUGUUGUGUGUAUGUCCUUUUCACAUAUUGUUUAUUUUUCCCAGAGGCUAGAGGCAUACUCUGUGUAAAGAAUCAAUAGUAACCCUCUAGUAAAGUGAUGCAAGGUGCGCAGCACUCUUUUUGGCUCACCUCCUGUAGAAAAUGAUUCACAGAGAUGCUUCAGAAAGUAGGUAACCCCACCUAUUACUGAAGCAUCUCUGUCAAUCAUUUUUUACAGGAGGUGAGCCAAAAAGAGUGCUGCGCACCUUGCAUCACUUUACUAGAGGGUUACUAUUGAUUCUUUACACUGAGUAUGCCUUCGGCUUCUGGCAAAGAGAAAUAGCUGCUGCUUUGGCAAAAGCUAAUGGGGAUCCUUGUAAACCAAUACGCACAGGGCUAUUGUCAACCAAACUGACUCCUCCAAUCAGGCUUUGCAUAGACCGGCGAUUGGGGAAUACCCUUAAUCGAUACAGCAACCCCCCGCCUCCCCCUUAUGUUUGUCCAAGUGAGAACAUUACCCCUCCCCUUUGAUUGCAAAUACCCAAGUUGGCAGUAGAUUCUUGAUUGCAUGCGUCCAUAAAAGAUUAUAACUUUUUUGGGACAUUUUUUAUUUAAUUGAAUUGCUUUUAUCAUUGUGAUGUUUCUUUUCAGCUGUAGGUUUGCACAACUCAAUCUUCAGAUUAUUAUUAUUAUUGUUGUUUUUUUGUAGCGUUUUUAUGAUUUGAAAGUUGUUUUUUUGUAGGGAUUGAGGCAUUAUUUAAAAAAUAAUGCAGCUAAAUGAACUCCGGGUCGGUUGGGACUGGGUUACUGGAUGUUAGCCUUGUGACCACUAUUGGUAAGUUAUUCUAUGGCAGGAAGGAAGUGACAAAAUGGGAGAAAAGGUGCAUGUAGAAGUGAAUUAGUUUUGGUGAGGUCUAAACCAAAAGUAAUGUUUUUUUUAUUUUACCUUUUAUUUAACUAGGCAAGUCAGUUAAGAACAAAUUCUUAUUUUCAAUGACGGCCUAGGAACAGUAGGUUAACUGCCUGUUCAGGGGCAGAACGACAGAUUUGUACCUUGUCAGCUCGGGGGUUUGAACUUGCAACCUUCCGGUUACUAGUCCGGUUACUAGUCCAAUGCUCUAACCACUAGGCUACCCUGCCGCCCCGUGCAAUACUGCUGUCAGAUUUAGGCCUGUGAGUCGUAUGUUAGGGAUAUUGGUCUGUUUCUUCUUUUUUGUUUUGUCACGAUUUUUCCUUCUCCAAGCCCAUACAUUUGUUGAUCUUGACAGGCAAAUGUAUGUGAGUCAUCAUUUGAAUGGUUUAUGCUGUCUGUUCACCGUGCUGUGACAGUCCACUUAACUCUUAAAGAACACUUCUCCAACUAUAUGGUCAUUGUCUUCAUCAGCCCCACUACAGACAUCAUCAAUAGGUUUUGAUGCUUGUUUAUUUGUUUCUCAUUGAACUGUUAUACCCAUCACUGCACUGAAGUCAUGUUAAUUUGAAUGCACUAUUCUCAAGAAUGCUUUUUCCCAGUAUCUAUCAAUGUAACUGUUUUGUUAGUUAGCCAACUCACUGCAUUUAACUCACACAAAAAAUGAAAGCACACAAAAGCUAUAUCCUGAAGGGACCAUUCUUUACUAUUUAAAUGUUUUGUCCUUAACAGGAUUCAUGUCAUACACUCAAUUUAUUUCAUCUCACUGUUGCCUAUUAUGGAUUAAAGAAUGGAUAACUUGCAGAUGGAGGUAUGGAGUUGAGGAAAGCGAGAGAGUGUAACCUACUGUAUCUAUCUACGUGUGAGCGGAGUGAAGGAUAACUUGCUGCUUAGGGAGAGGGCAGAACAGGCCUGAGCUAAGUCUUCCUGACCGUGAGUCACAGCUCGCUGUGUAGUCACGUGAGUCACGUGUUAGCCAGGCUACCAUCCCAGGGGUUGUGGAAACACUACAAUUGACCUGUCCUGGAGUAUCUGACCAUCACCGUGAUCGAUGUAAACAGUCAGGCAACUGUUUUGUAUGUAUAUAAAUAUCUAAGAAAAAUGCAUAUUCCUAGUCAAGUAGUCUAUGGUGUAUAAAAACCAACCUUGUUGGACUAUGUAGCAUCUUAAUAAAUUCAAUGAAUAAAUCCUCUACCAAAUUGUG
Oncorhynchus keta (chum salmon) is the source of this 4206-nucleotide messenger RNA. Its product is annotated as vesicle-associated membrane protein-associated protein B-like. Gene Ontology annotation, biological process: endoplasmic reticulum membrane organization. NCBI's taxonomy places the organism in Eukaryota, Metazoa, Chordata, Actinopteri, Salmoniformes, Salmonidae. The coding region runs from base 229 to 963 and encodes 244 amino acids. The record is from RefSeq and is a predicted model, not a curated record. The transcript is spliced from 6 exons. Gene Ontology annotation, cellular component: plasma membrane; endoplasmic reticulum membrane. Gene Ontology annotation, molecular function: FFAT motif binding.